Molecule: messenger RNA, 5501 nt
Organism: Heterocephalus glaber (naked mole-rat)
Lineage: Eukaryota; Metazoa; Chordata; Mammalia; Rodentia; Bathyergidae
Gene: Insyn2b
Product: inhibitory synaptic factor family member 2B
Source: RefSeq, a predicted model, not a curated record
UGUGCAGUUUGUUCGGCUUUUUAUUUAUUCCUACGUGAGCAGACCCACUACACUUCUUGCAUAUAAACAGUGAAAAUUACAAUAUAAAGGACUUUUUUCCCCCUCUUUUGGAGUUAUUCUGCUGCCGCUUAAAGCCAGGCUCGUCGUGCAAGGAUGGAGGACAGCCUCUGCAGGUAAUUCCACUGCUUCAAGCCUCUCCUUGCCUUCUUGCAAAGACUGCCUGGUCUCAGAUGCCACCCCACAGACCAAGUGAAUGCUGUUCUUCACUCCUCAUCCCAGAGGCUGCAGACGUGGCUCACUCUGCUCACACGUGAACUUCAGCCACAACACCAUGUUAGGGAACUCUGCCCUCUGAAUUCCUCUGAUGCCUCAGUCCUGUCCUGGUUAUAUCAUGCUGGGUUUUGUGAGUCUAUUUAAGAAGACAAGUUUUUCUCGUUGAAGAAUAGGGGAAUAGCAUGAAAGAAAAUAAUGGCCCUAAAUGAAGAAUUUUUGAUUGACAUAAACGAGGAUGUUCCCAUAGGACCAUCAUGUGUCAUCACAGAAGCAAACACCAAGGUCAUUUAUUUCUCUACCUAUUUACAUGCCAUGGAAAGAAGAUGUGUUUGACUUUCCCAUAGUUUUACAUUGAAAAUUACUGCUCUGGGAAAGGAAGUGGUAUGUUCUAGACAGUGGGAUUCUUUUGGAAUUCACACUUUGGGAGUGUGGCACUAUCCCACAAAUAGUACUUUUGAUUGUCUUUUUCUUCAAGACAGCAAAUUUCUUCUGGGUUCAGAACUGCCUCCCCUAAUUUGCCCCGAUAAACAGCCCACCAGCUUUCUUGGUAGAUUGGAUGUUUAAUAGCCUAACUCAUUGCUUAUCUAAGUAGCAAUUAUGACUGCAGUGGAAUAAUAUUUUAACUGCAGGGGAAACAUUUCAGAUAGCUCCCACGUGGAAUCUACGGGCUAGGAAUGGCUGGCAGGGCUACCUAUACUACAAUGAAUGGACCACUCCAUCCUGGCUGGCAGUUCUCCUUGUCUGAGAUGCCAUCAAUAGAAGCUACUCCAAAGACCUAAGCGAGAUGUGCCCAAGAGACGUGUAUGGUUCUAUUCCUUUCCACUGAGGUUCAAUGGCCCAGCAAAAUAUGAAAGUGAGACCUGUGCUCCUAAAGCGGAACAGCCUGGAGUCAGUGGAGCUUAUGAAACAACCCCACCACCGCAGGAGCAAAUCCCAGCAGGUGCGAUUCAAGGAAGAUGGGACCACUAAGAAUCAAACUGGCCUAACUGAGGUUGAUGUCCAAGCUCCUGAAGACCCAGCUGAGAUUGGGAAGACACAAGCAUCCAGGCACCAUCACCCUCCCACCUACUCUCUGUCCUUUCCACAGUGCCAGAAGGAAGGGGGCUUUCGGAACAUUGCAAUCCAAACCUCCCCUAGUCUCAGGAAGCAUUUCCCAGUGUUCAGAAGGAAGAAACUCAUAUCCAGCAAGUCCCUAGUGGAAAUGCCGAUAGUAUCCCAAAGUGCCAUCCAGGUCAACGGCAACUUCUCUGAACAGAACAUAGUGUCUUCUGACCUUGCCUACUUAAGGCUGGCUCAGCAUCUUGAGGAUGGCCCUCAAAGGGUCAAAGUGCCCCACUCGUUUCUCCCUAGGUUGCCCAAGUUGCAAAGCAAUGGGCCUGUUAGUAUACGCUUGGAAGCUGGGACUUGGAGGGGCUCAGAGAAAGCAACAGCUGCCAUUCAGGUCCCAGAAGAUAUCUAUCACAGUCCUUCCUGGGAAUCUAGGGAGUCCACUCUCAACCCAGACAGGUUAGCUGAAAGAAACAACUCAGUACCCCCUUUGGUUGACCUGUGUCCAGUUGAUAGGAGAAGGGCACUGAGGUCAGAUUCAGAAAGAUCCUCCUCCUGCUUAAAUGCCACCAGCAGUGCCAACAACAUGCCAGGCACAGGGAAACUCAAACUCGAAUUGCGUUUGCCCAAAGACCACUCUGAUGACAAAGGUCUUGGCCCACUGUCAUCUCAGUCAAAGGAAACAUGUGUUCCCUCACCUCCAAGGACUCACAGUUCCCCUGCACCAGGCUCCCAUAGCCAGACAGCCGAUUCAGGAAGAGCCUCAGACUAUCCUGCGUCAAGUGACAGUCACCAGAACCUGGUGUCACUCAAAACUAGCAGUGCAUCAAAAUCUGCCCCUUUGUGUCAGGAGAAGACAGCAAUGAACCCUACUCAGUCAGACACACCAGAGUUUCAGAAUUGUCCAGGAAGUGAUCAUCUCCUAUCCUCUCUUCCAAGGAGUGAGACCAAAAUUCAGAGCAACAGGGAGAUUAGUGGCAUUAAUCAGAUUCACUUGGAAAGGGGUGAACUCUGUGACCUCCAAGGCCGGCUGCAAUCUGUGGAAGAAUCUCUGCACUCAAACCAAGAGAAAAUUAAAGUCCUUCUGAAUGUAAUUCAAGACUUGGAGAAAGCUCGAGCUCUCACUGAAGGGCGCAACUUUUAUCGAACUGGCCAAGAUCUCAACAACUGCAGUACCUGCCAGAACACAGCAUGCAUCAUAUACAGUGUAGAGUAUGACUUUCGGCAGCAGGAAGGUAGGUUCCAUGAAGUUCUGCAGAGCCUGGAGGAGGUGGAACCAGCUGAGGAGUUAUCGCCACUCAAGUCCCCAGAAGAACCCCCGGCCCCUGAGAAACAAGACUUACGGCGGAAAACCAAGAAAGUGAAGAAAAAGUGCUUUUGGUGGAUCUGAGCUCACUGGGACCACCUCUUGGCCUCCCCACUCUGUUCCCUGUGAUGGGGACUCACUGACCACAAGGCCGACUCUGCUCCUUUGCAAAAGCCCCAGCUGGGAGCCCUUGACCUGUGGAACAGAAGUGCAUGGGCUCAUGUGGCCCUGCUGGACACUUGAUCGCCAGCCUUCCCUGAGUGUGUGCCACUGCUUGCUGAGCACUUCAUGGACACUGGCAUGACUACUGCUGAAUUCCCUGUCACAUGUGGUCAGGCUUCAUCCUGGUCUGUUAAGUCCAAGUUCCCCAUAAGCAAAACCCCCACUUCACUUUCUAACACCUCUGCGAGGCUAAGCCUUUCCUACUCAUCUGGGGUCCAUCAACCCAGAGGAAAAAAAGAAAGAAAUCCACGUUGUGCAGAGCAGAAAGACAGAGGAGGGUUAUAAGCAGAUACCCCUCCCCAAUUAAAUAACCUGGUAGUUUCCUAAAAAUGUCAGAAUACAUAAGCACAACAGAAGUGGGCAAGGCAUAAACUUGCAAGAGCACUCUGGUGUGUUGGGGUCAUUUUUGUUUAUAAUGAGCCCUUGAUUCCAAAUCAAGGAGCUGUCAUCUCAUGCUGUAAGGGCCAUACAGUCUGUAGCACUGCAAGGUCUCCCCAGGAUAUUUGGACUUGGUAUGCCCAUCCUGUUCGACUGGAAUUCAAAGAGGGUUUCCCAGUUGUAGUUCUUCCAGGAUCACCUAACACCAUGCAUCCUUUACUGGGGCCCGGGGCUGCCUGGAAGCGGGGAGGGUAAAUCUGGCUGGAGUCUGAAUUUUAAAGAUUUUGCAGUUAAUUUAUGUGCAACAUUGAAGAUCAUGAGAUUCUGCAGCCUGUCAGUGACAUCUUUUCAGCAACAUAAAUGAGGCUGAGAAAAACCACAACACUCCUUUUUGUUCAUUCAGCCCUUGACAGCCCUGUAGAUAGGUCCAGACAUAUAUGAAUCUAUACAGUGUCCCCUCCCAGUGACCAGACAACAGGCACCCCAUUGAAGAAGCAGCAGGACUGGGGAUGCCAUUUUCAUAUUAAAGACCUUUCUUUCCCAGUUUGAGUUCUGAGACUGGUUCAGUCUUUUGAAAAGAUCUCCACACAUAGAAGCCCAGUCAAACAUGCAUGGCUAAACAAACUUCCAAAAGUAAAUAAUUAAGUAAUUGCUACAUAUUCUUAGGGAGGAGGGAUAGGAUAGAAAGGCUGAGAGUCCUUUGCAUUAAAUUAAAUUAUCUGCCAGCCCCUGGUUGGACUGAUGCUGUCAGAAAGGGAUCCUAAAGCAAACCAUACCUUAAAUUGAGAAGGAAUCUCAUAACCCCCUUGGCUGAAGCCCCAGUGUCUCAGGCAGUGCCUCUGCAGAGCCCCGCACUCUGUGGAUAUGUGGGAUGUGCAUAUCCCACUGCAAAUUGAGACUAAUUGAGCAAACCACCCAACAGUUUCAACUUUUCCUGUCACAGCGCUGCAGAACACAAAGCUAUUUGAGGGAGAGUGAGAGGGAAACUUGGCAAGGAAUCUCGGCUUGCACUAUUUAAGUCUUGGAAUGUCAUUCAAGACAUUCUUGUUCUGUUUCUAGUGUAAUGUUUAAACCCACAAAAUGAGACCGGAAUGCAUAACAUCAAGUUAGAAUUAAGAUAAAUACACUUGUCAUACUUAAGAAACCACAUUUCAAUAAGAUAUGCUACCACUGGCUAAAAGCCACGGAUCUUUCUUCUGUAUCUAUACAACCAGCUCUCAAUUGGCCCCAGCAAUGGAAAAGAACAGCACAGAGGGUAAUCCAAUAAAGUGAAAUCAUUUAGGAUCUCUUAUGUAAUUUUAGCUUGUAGAGUUUCCAUCUUAAUUUGCUUUGCUUACACUAAUUUUGAAUGAAUUUAUAUUUUCGGGUAUCAUGCUGGAAUGAAAAUAAUCCUGCUCCUAGAAUUAAGAGACCAGGCACCAGAGCAGUCUAGUCCACUAACCUGCAGCAUAUUGCUUAAGUUUUCAGAGCCUGUUUGUUCAUUCUUGAAUGAAGAUAGGAACAUCUGUAUUGCCUACCCACCUUACAAGCUAUGUGCACCUUCUAACAUCAAAUGAGCAGACCCACUCAGACCCAAGCUGAAGCAUCUGCUCAGUUAGCGGGGAAUGAUGAGACAAAUUGCAGGUAACUCACACAAAAUUAAGAAGCCUAUGUAAUCACACACAUAUGAUGAAUUGGGGGCCUCACCUAAACUCUUAACAGAAUUAAAUAAAAUUGGGAUUGGAAAUUAUUGACAUUUCUAGAAAUAAAACCAACCAAGGCUAUAAUGAUUCCAUACCAAAGCACAACACUGGAUUACUUGGACCACCUACCUGUAACUGGGAAAGAGGUCCCUUCUGAAAACUGAACCUUUAUAAUCAAUAUGAGGAAAAAAGCAUUUGAUAAAUACCUUCUUGCUGAACACAAAGGAUUGUUUCUAUGUUUAAAAAUCCACACAUACAUGUACCAAAACUCUACUCAUCUACUCAUGUGAAAACUGCUGCUUCAUUGUAAAAUAUUAUGAAACAUCUACCACGAUACUCUAUAGAAAUGCUAUACUGGAGGUUAUACGGUUUUAUGGAGAGAGAUUAAUUUAGCAAAAAUUACUUUUAUAAAAUUGAAGGGGAAAAUAUUGAUAUAUCAACUUAAAUUAUGGGAGUUUAUGUAGCUGCUUUCUCUGUAGUUAAAAAAUGUGUACUCACUAUCCUUGGAACUUAAUACCAGCUCAUCUGUAGAGCACCUUCUUAUAGACAAUGUACUAAUAAUAUAAGGUUUUGUAAAUUUCUAAACUGUUUUA